CACAAAGUCAACUCUACACAUGUCUACAACAACAGUCGAUCCAUUAUCAUUGCUUCGUCAGUCAACGCGACAAAAUACGCCGGUUACAUUUUUAAACGAGGCAGGAGAGAGAGUUACAAACAUAUCUGAUGCAAAACGGAUUCAGUUCAGCCAAGAUGCUGUUUUUCCUCGAAAUGCACCGACUGCCUUCAAAAAAACUAAUGCUACCACUGAAGACGAGACGUACAGCUUAGACACGCUAAUUUUCUGCUUGCAAAACGCUCAACUGGAUCUGUCAGCCUAUAUAAAAGAAUGUCGUGCUCGUGGUGUAGAACAUGUUUCUGUUGUAGAUCGUAGAAAGAUUGUGGACUACCUUACUGGCAAAGUAGAUCAUUCACCAAAUGUUGUUUUCACGCAGACUCUAGGCAAACGAGCUCUUGACGGAUCAAUAGGAACAGAAACUGUAGCAAAGAAAACUAAAUUAGCACCACUUCAAUCAGAUGAUACCCUACAAAUUGUUAAAGGAGUCAUGACUCGUGAACGCCAAAUAGCAACAAGAACUUCUAUAUUGAAGAGUUCGAAGAAUUUCAAUUUUGCGAUCACUCUUACUAAACAAUUGAUGUUUGGUAAAGACACUGCAACGACCAAUGUUGGUAGUAAGACAGGACCAUCUAAUAACAAACUUCCUCCUUCUACUGCUGCUGCUGCUGCUGCUGCUACUAAACCAAUUACAAGCGCUAUUCAUGCGAAAGCAGCCGCAGCUGAAAAAGUCAAAAAACUAUCGAGUAAAGACAAGAUACCGAUCAUAAUUGUACCAGCAGCUCCUACAGCAAAGCUCAACUUGUAUAAUAUCAAACAAUUUUUGGAAGAUCAAAAAUUUGUGGAUUCCCAAAAGCUAAGACAAGAAGGUUUAAAGAAACCUGAAAGAGUUAUAGUAGAGCGUAAGAAGUUGAAUGGUCAGACAGUUCCAUAUCAUGUUGUCGACUCCGUAAAUGAUUUUAAACAAAAUGAUUGGGAUCGUGUAAGCUGUGUAUUUGUUGGUGGACAGUUAUGGCAAUUCAAAGGCUGGAAGUGGGAAAAACCGAUAGAUUUAUUCAGCAAUGUCAAAGGUAUCUAUCCCAAAUGGAACUCAGAUAAGGUCACUGGUCCUGCAGCAGAUUGGGCAGUAACAGAACUAAACAUUCAUUUAUCCAAACCGCACAUGAACAGAGCCACUGUAACACAAUUCUGGGAUGCUCUUGAUAGCUAUAAUGCUACUCAUAAACCUUACCUUAAUUUUUAAUAAGAUCGUAUUUGUAGUUUGUUAUCGUUGUCCUUAAUUUCAAAUACAGUGGUGCGUGUGAGAUUGAAUUGCGUAAAAUCCUUUUAUAUUCUUCCCGUC
Molecule: messenger RNA, 1360 nt
Organism: Mycotypha africana
Lineage: Eukaryota; Fungi; Mucoromycota; Mucoromycetes; Mucorales; Mycotyphaceae
Product: RNA pol II accessory factor, Cdc73 family-domain-containing protein
Exons: 7
Coding region: 20-1261 (413 amino acids)
Biological process (GO): transcription elongation by RNA polymerase II; positive regulation of transcription elongation by RNA polymerase II
Cellular component (GO): Cdc73/Paf1 complex
Molecular function (GO): RNA polymerase II complex binding
Source: RefSeq, a predicted model, not a curated record